AUGGGUGUACAUGGCUGGCUGGAGUGCCUGACUCGUUGUAUAGUCAUCGCUUACAGACUCUAUCAGGAGACGGAUGAAGUUAACAGCUCAGUUCGCACUAGUGUGAAGGGAGUGGCUUACACAAACGACAGGAUCGGCGAUACAGCAGAAUACACUAUAUCAGUGCAGGUGAUAAACUCUUUUUUUGUGAUGACCAACAUCAUUAAGACAGAGAAUCAGCUUGAGCAGAGGUGCCCUGAGUAUCCCUUCACCAAAGCUAUCUGCUCUUCAGACAAGUCCUGUGAAAAAGGGAGUGUAGAUAUCCACAGUCAUGGAAUUCAAAGAGGAAGAUGUGUGAAUUAUAAUGCAACUGUUAAAACCUGUGAUGUCAGGGUAUGGUGUCCUGUCGAAUCCAUGGAAAAAGACCCUGAGGAAUUAAUUUGAUGUUUCUUUUUUAGGCCUGCUGUUCUGAGGAGUUCUGAAGACUUCACUGUGCUAACAAAGAACAACAUUCACUUCCCAAAAUUUAAUUACACCACACUAAAUAUUCCACCAAAUUUAAAUACUUCCUGCACAUGCAGCAAGAUAACUUCCCUGCUCUGUCUAAUUUUCCAUCUGGGAGAUAUCCUUCAGGAAGCAAAAAAGAAUUUUUCUGAAGCAGCAGUAAAGGGAGGAAUCAUUGCCACUGAAAUUAACUGGGACUGUAACUUGGACAGCUGGUUUUACGACUGCAGUCCAAAGUAUGGUUUCCGCCACCUUGAUGACAAAAAAAAUAAGCCUGGAUUCCACUUCAGAUAUGCAAGGUACUACAAGCUACCACAUGGGAAGGAGCAGAGAACCCUUUUCAAAGUCUACGGAAUACGGUUUGAUGACCUUGUCUUUGGCACAGUUAGAAAAUAUAAUGGCAUUGAACUCAUUAAAAACAUUGGGUCCAUAAUUUCCUAUUUUGGUUUGUUGAGAGACUUAUUUUUUGUGUUAAUAAAACCAGUUCUGGAGAUACAGUCUCAUUAUGAAAGUGGAAUCACUACUUGCUUUUUUUUCCACGUGCAGGUUGUGAGUGCCAUUGAAAUUGCUCUUUGUGUCGGUCAUUGCUCCAGCUGCAGCAAAUCACCAUUCUACAAAAUUUACAACAGGAAAAAGUAUGAGACUGUGCUGAAUCCAGGACAGGUGAUGUAUGUGUCCUAUGUUGAUGAGCCACACAUUACCUUGAUAAAGAAGCCUCUGAAAACAAGCUUGCAGCAUGCUCAAGGCAGCAUUGUUGAGAGCCACCCUGUGAAAUUCUGUGAUGCUGGCAGCUGCUGCAACAGCGAUGAGUCCAACGAGAACCGUGAUACUGAAGAAUACGAGCUGGGGCAACCUCUCAGACAAGGGGCCUCUUCCCCAGACUGCCAAAAGUGGUGCGGCUGUGGCAAAUGCCAGCCAACACAAAAGUACCAUGAGCAGCUCUGCUGCCGAAGAAGAAAAGGGCAGUGCAUCACAGCCUCCCAUUGGUUUCAGCAGCUGCUGCUGUGCAGUCACACCCUGAAGAAAGCCCUUCUCUACAAAGACCCCUUUCUGGACUUGAUGGAUGGCAAUGUCAACAACCAGCUGCGUCACCUUGCUUACAAGCGAUACGUUCGCUGGUGCUUUGGUUCUUCUGAUGUGGAAGACAGAGCCAUCAUCCCAAGCUGCUGCAGGUGGAAAAUUAGAGAUAAUUAUCCCAAAGCAGCCAACAAUUUUACUGGUUUUAAGAUGGGAUAA
This is a messenger RNA of Nipponia nippon (crested ibis), 1719 nucleotides long. NCBI's taxonomy places the organism in Eukaryota, Metazoa, Chordata, Aves, Pelecaniformes, Threskiornithidae. The record is from RefSeq and is a predicted model, not a curated record.